AUGGCUCUGCUCAACCUUCUCGACGAGUCCAGCUUCGAAUACGUUUCAGACAGUGGAGACGAGAGAAUUGAAUCUGAGGAUUCUGUGCUUUUAGAAGAAGCCGAUUUGUUCGAUGUUCCGGUCUUCAUUGUUCCAUCGAGAAACGUCUCUGUCACCACCAAAUUGAAAUUGCUUUUCUUCUAUUCCCUAAUUGCUUUAUCCGUCGUCGAUCUUUUUAUUCAAAUAAGCGAGUCGAUGGCCAGGACUAAGGUAACCUCUUUAUCAUCUCUUCACUAAAACACCAACUUUUGUUCAGACACAAGUACCGAUCCAGCAAGCGAUUGUAGGCGGUUGGAGAAUGGUCUCCUCGAAAAACCUGGACGAGUUCUACCAAAAGUGCAAGUUUGGCUCUGAAAUUGACAACCUCGUCGAUCAAAUGGGCGACAAAUUUUACGAAUUCAAUGGAAACGAAGUGACAAUGUACACGAAACUGGCUGGAAAAACGUAUCAACGAGAAGUGAUGGUGCUCGGAGAGCGAAAAUUAUACAAACCUUACUAUGAGAAGGUCGAAAUCGAGAACAACUGUUUGCAUUUUGUCUACGUGGACAUUAGCGAUGGAGAGGAGUACAUGCGACAAGAAGAAUGUGUCGUCGACGGACAGCUUCAAGCAGUUACCAAGCGGUUCGGAAUCAACACGGUUAGGAUCUACAAACGGUUGGAUGCGCACGGAAAGACGGAUGUGGCGAAGACGGCACUGGAGAAGACGUUGCAGGCGGAGGUGGAGUGGCUGCGCUCGGAAAUGAUCACGAUCAUGGUGCGGAAGAUGAAGCAAUAG
This is a messenger RNA of Caenorhabditis sp. 36 PRJEB53466, 814 nucleotides long. The record is from the annotation of a GenBank genome assembly. Lineage: Eukaryota; Metazoa; Nematoda; Chromadorea; Rhabditida; Rhabditidae.